Molecule: messenger RNA, 1332 nt
Organism: Dissoconium aciculare CBS 342.82
Lineage: Eukaryota; Fungi; Ascomycota; Dothideomycetes; Mycosphaerellales; Dissoconiaceae
Product: DUF1682-domain-containing protein
Exons: 3
Coding region: 1-1332 (443 amino acids)
Biological process (GO): endoplasmic reticulum calcium ion homeostasis
Cellular component (GO): endoplasmic reticulum
Molecular function (GO): calcium ion binding
Source: RefSeq, a predicted model, not a curated record
AUGGCGGAUCUCUUCAAGAACAUCCAAGGCAUCCUCGGCGGCGCCAAACAGUCCGUCGCUGCCGCGGUUCAGGACGCAGACUUCGCGGACUUCGCGACUGCUGCUUCGCCCGCGGCUCCCAGCCAUGCUGCGACGACAUCCUUCGCUGCUGCGAGCACAUCAAGGCCGAAGAGUUUGACUUUUGAGGGACUCCAAGGACGUCCUUACACCGCAUGGUACCGCGUUUGGGAGCGCGUGACCAUCGCCGACUUCUACCAGGAACUUGUCAUCGUUCCGCUCAUCCUGCUUGUGAUUUUCGUCAACCUUUGGGGCGCAGGAUUAAACAAGAAGCGCGCCAAGGAAUGGGCAUUGACUUACUUCCCUCUGCUGGAGUCUGAGUAUGCUGCUGUGGGAUACGCCGGGUCAAUUGGUCAAAAGGAUUUGGGCAAGACUAUCGCGCAGAGUCGCAGCGUUCCAGCAUCGUUGUUGAAGGAUAAGAGCAAGAAUGAAUACGUGACAUACGCUACGGGUCGACAGAAUGUUGCGUGGCUCGAUGCGAAGGUCACGCUCUACAAGCGUUACAACCCGUUCUUGUUGCUCGUGGAAUACAUUUUGACUUUCCUCUUCGACAUGGGUACUCCUCCUUCGGAACGUUUUGAGGCGACAGCCUACUGCUUCGACGGCAAGGAGAAAGCUCUCGUACCCUCCCAGAACUUGGGUCCCGGUAACAAGGACAGCACAUACGAUGGUUUCGUGUGGGCGAUUGUGCACAAGGACAGAAUGAAGUCACUUCGUGAAGAUCGCUACGACAUCAGCCUCACUUCGACCAAGGACCACCCGAGCCUUCCCAUCUGGGCCACGAUCAUGUCCGAGAGCGCGCAGAUCACCGAGGCAUUGUUGACGCCUGAGUUGAUCAAGGCUGUCAACGACGCGGGUGAGGACCUCGAGGCGCUGAUCGUGUCCGACCAGCCGGUCGACGCACCCAAGAAGAUCGAGGACACCACGCCCAAGAAGCGCGUCUACAUCUCCAUGCGCCUGUCCAACUCCGCUGCCAGCGCCGCCCUCUUCUCGCAAUUCCUCCGCCUCCCCGAUUUCCUCGUCACUUCAGCUCACUUCCGCCCCGAGGCCCUUCGCAAGAUCAAAAUGACCCGCGAGGACGAGAUCAAGAAGCUGCGCAAGAUCGAAGAGGACGAGAAGGCCGAGGAACGAAGAUUGGCAGGUGACAAGCUGAAGAAAGAGGAGCGCGAUCGCAAGUUGAGCAAGAUGAGUGCGGACGAGCAGAAGAAAUUCUUGGAAAAGGAGAAGGAGAAGGCUCAAAAGCGUGCUACGAAGAAGCAGACCAUGCGUGGUUGA